Molecule: messenger RNA, 3053 nt
Organism: Raphanus sativus (radish)
Lineage: Eukaryota; Viridiplantae; Streptophyta; Magnoliopsida; Brassicales; Brassicaceae
Exons: 9
Coding region: 156-2822 (888 amino acids)
Source: RefSeq, a predicted model, not a curated record
CAAAACUCGCUCUCGUCUGGCAGCAGAUCCUCUUUGCUCUCUCUGCAUUGGACUGGAAACUCGCUGUUUCUUCUUUCUUCUGACUCAUCAGCGAGAAUGCCUUGACUGAGCUCCGGUAAGGAAGGAUCACGGCGAUCGAGAAUAUUGAGAAGAAGAUGUUUAAGUCAGGGAGAUGGAGGAGCGAGAAGAACAAGAUCAUCAAAAUCGUCUUCAAGCUUCAGUUUCAUGCCACUCAGGUGAGUGAGUUGAAGGGAGAAGGAUUAACGAUCUCUCUUGUUCCCGGAGAUGUUGGGAAACCGACGGGAAAGACAGAGAAAGCGAUGGUGCUCGACGGUUACUGCCGUUGGGAGUCUCCGGUUUACGAGACGGUUAAGUUUGUUCAAGAUGUCAAGACAGGGAAAUUUAAUCAGAGAAUCUAUCAUCUUAUUCUUUCAACCACGGGAUCUACAAAGUCUGGUUUGGUGGGAGAGACUUCCAUUGAUUUUUCUGAUUACAUUGAUGCAAUUAAAACUUGCAACGUUUCUUUUCCUCUCCCCAAUUCAAUUUCAAAAGCAUUGUUACACGUAUCAAUACAAAGGCAGCUAGAAAAUGUGGAUCUGCAAAGAGUGGUGAAAGAAAAUGAUAGCUUGGUGAAAAGCUCAAGGAGCAUUGAAAGCCACAAAAGUGAUUCACAGGAGGAAGGACCAUUAGGUAAAUCUUCCCGGAUUGCUGAACUAAGACGUCGAGCAUCCAUCGAAUCAGACAGUACGCUCUCAAGCUUUGACAGUGUCUCCGAAGUGGACACACUGGGAGAACUCGGAAGCAGAGGAGAUCUCAUUCACCAAAACCAACCAACUAUGCAUCAUCACCAUUCGGUUACAAACGUGUAUCAAGAAGAGCCUCAUCUAUCAGAAUCCGAGUGGUCAGGCAGCUCUGAUCAAGGAAUCAGCACCGACGACUCCACGAAUAGUUCUAACGAUACCAUUCCACCUAGAGACACAACACGGACUACUACAUCAGAUAAUGAGGUGGAUAAGCUUAAAGCCGAGCUCGUUGCUUUGGCAAGGCGAGCUGAUUUUUCGGAACUAGAGCUGCAGAGCCUAAGGAAACAAAUCGUUAAAGAGACCAAAAGAAGUCAAGAUCUACUGAGAGAAGUGACUAGCCUGAAGCAGGAAAGAGAUUCACUCAAGGCAAAUUCUGAGAGUAAUAAAGUGAAAAACAAGUUGCAGUGCGAAGGAAAAGACCCGCAAGCUCUUCUAGAAGAGCUUGAUUACGAGAAGGAUCUGAAUCUCAGUCUAAGGAUACAGCUGGAGAAGACGCAAGAGUCAAACACCGAGUUGAUCCUUGCCGUGCAAGAUCUAGAAGCAAUGUUACGUAAAAGAGCAGGUGAAGAGCCAAGGAGAAGGUCGUGCACAAGCGAGACGGAUGAAGAUGAGGAUCAAAAGGCGUUGGACGAGAUCGUGAAGGGACACAUGGAUGCGAAAGAGGCACACGUCCUUGAGCGGAGGAUCACUGACCUUUACAAUGAGAUAGAGAUCCAUAAACGAGACAAAGACGAUUUGGAGAUACAGGUGGAGCAGCUUGCUCUGGACUACGAGAUACUUAAGCAGGAGAACCACGAGAUGUCGUACAGGCUAGAGCAAAGUCAAGUGCAUGAACAGCUGAAGAUGCAGUAUGAGUGUUCGUCUUCUCCUGUAAACGUGAACGAGCUAGAGAGUCAAAUAGAGAGGCUAGAAGAUAAGCUGAAGAAGCAGUCGGAGGAUUUGUCAAAGUCUCUGUGCCGCAUUGAAGAACUUGAAACGCAGAUGGAAGAAGAGGUGGAGAAACAGGCUCAGAUCUUUGAAGCAGAUAUUGAAGCUGUCACACGUGCUAAAGUGGAGCAAGAGAAGAGAGCUAUCGAAGCGGAAGAGGCCUUGAGGAAGUCGAGGUGGAAGAACGCUAGUGUAGCCGGGAAAAUACAGGAUGAGUUCAAGAGAAUCUCCGAGCAGAUGUCUUUUGCUUUGGCAGCAAACGAGAAGAUGACUAAGAAAGCGAUGAGAGAAUCACGUGACCUGCGCGUGCAGAAGCGUCAGCUAGAAGAGCUUCUCAUGAACUCUGAGGAUGAACUCCGAGCGAAUAAAGUAGAGCAUGAAGCAAAGCUCAACGAGAUGGAGAGAAUGUUGGAAGGACUUGUGGAGAAAUCCAGAAAUCUAGAGAGCGAGAAGAGGAAACAAGAAGAUGCCAAUGCAGAUUUAACACAGGAGAUCACAAGGCUUAAGGAUGAGAUUGAGAUCUUGAGAGUUGAGCUAUCAAGCACGAUUGCAGAGAUGAAGAAAGGAUCAGAGUGUUUGGCAGAGGAGUUGCAGCUUAUCAAAGAUGAAAAAGAAGCAGUCGUUACCCUUUUGGAAUCAGAAGUAGAAACUGCAAGAGGGAAAUGUGAUGAUCUAAAGGAAAGAAUAAUAGUGCUCGAGGAACACAUCAGACUAAAGGAAAAUGCUGUAGAAGACUCUUCAAAGAUGUUCAUCGAAAAGGAAAAGGAAUUGAAUAGCCAAAUCGAGAAAUUGGAGACUGAACUCAACAAACUAAGUCUGAAUAGCCUAGAGACUGGUGAAUGUCUGCAUGGUCCAGAAGCAGCUAUUGCUUUGCAAAAUAGAGAAGUACUGUCAUCGACCAAGAGUGAUGAUCUUAAAGACUUGGUAAGUGAAGUAGCAUCGCUAAAAGAGCAAAAUGAAGUGAUGGAAAUGGAGUUGAAGGAGAUGCAAGAGAGGUAUUCAGAUAUAAGUGUAAGAUUUGCAGAAGUUGAAGGUGAGAGACAACGACUUGUCAUGACUGUACGUAAUCUUAAGAAUGCCAAGAGGAGUUAGAAACCCAUAUUCUCACGACCAUAAGAACAUUGUACAAAUUUCUUUCCUUUUCAAUAUAUAAAUUUACUUUUCCUGAUUUUGUUUCAUAUUUAUAUAUAGUAUAAAUUUUGUUGUUUGAGUGAAAGAAAAAUGAGUUUUGAAUUUUGACUUCUUUUUCUUUUGGUGUAUUUAUAUAAUGAUGACGCGUUGUAUAAUAUUUCAAAUGUAUUCAAUCCCAAUCCAAAGGACUAA